AUAUUUAAAUUUACUUCAUAAAUUCUGACAGAAUGAUCACACUGGAUUGAUAAUAUUCGGUUUGAGAUUCAGUUUAUCCAUUCAUCUGUUGGAUGAAACAAAAUUCCCAAUGUAUAUGUUGUGAAACAAUAUUCUUUUGAACUUCGUACAACAUACUAAAAAUUUUCAGAUCCGUCGUAUGAAGUCCAAUUUUGCCAAUGAUACUGAAAUGGCAUUGGAAUAAUUUUUGCGUGUGAGAAAUUCCACAAAAGGAAACUUGGAGUUUUAUUUGAAAAGUAUUUAUAAAACUUGAAACUUUGUUUUAUUUGAAAAAUUUCUAUUAAUAUGGCCAAAUUGGAAACAAAAAUAUCGUUACAAUCCCUGAAUUUGCAAUGUCCGGUUUUCUUAGCUGAGUUCUCAAAUGCAGACCUUAAGUUUAAGAAGAGACAAUCUUUACAGUUCCAGUCCUUCAGAAGUUCAGAAAAGAAUGCUCUUUCCAAUCCUAAGAAGAUGCUUGUAGCUUCAACUGGUAAAUUGCAGUAUGGUGGUUCCAACUAUGAAAGUGAAAUGUCAAAAAUUACUUCGUCUCUGCUUAAAGUUGGGGUUUAUAAUAAGCGUACUCAUAAAUUUAAACUCUAUGAUACAGAUUUUUUUCACUUGAAACCUCUUUUAAAAUGUCGAAUAGAUUUCAACAACUCGCAAAAAUCUUGGAGUGAAAAGACAGAGGAUUUAGCUUUAACAUUUGGUAGUAAAAACAGAAAAAGAGUAAUUACUUCCAGGCUCAAGUAUGAAUCAGCAUCCAAUGACACUAUUUCAUAUGAAAAAAUACAGAGCAACAUUUCUUUGGAAACAACUGUUAUUGAAGAAAGAAAAGAUGAUUGCCUAAUACCUCCUCAGAACAAGGAUGCCAAAUGUGUAGAUGACAUUUAUAGCAUUUAUGAUGUUGUUCCUAAAGAAGAUUAUGAUUGUUUGGAUACAGAAGCAAGAAUCUUUACUAAUAUCACUCGUGAAAAUUUACAGUUAUGGAGAAAUGAAGCCAAGUACUGCGACUUAAUUCUUCACUUUUUGGAAACAAGAUAUCAAAGUCUUUCUUUGCACACUGCAAAAUUACUAUGUUACUUAAAUUACAUGACUAUUCUAAUCAAAACCACUUAUAAGGAUUUGAAAAGAAAAGACCCUUUUCCGGAUAUUCCACAACCUUACAAAUCUUCAUUAAUGGAAAAAUUUCUUGUAAACAGAUCUUUGCCUCUAAGAAUGAAAGACAAAAUACUAUCACAUGCUAUGAUUUUAGCUUUAACCAUUAAUAAUUACCAUAUUGAUGGGAAAAUGCUAGCAUCAAGUACACAUGCUUCUAUGACAAGGAUUGUUCUUGUGGCAUAUUCUUUAGGCUGUCAUGUCAAAGACAAAAAGGCUGAAGGGACAAAAUUAAUAGAAUUAAAGUUACCUUUAUUCAAGUAUGAACCAAGAGGUAGACAAAAGAAGUGAUAUCUAUUGGGAACAAUGCAAUUCAUACUUUCUAUAUAUAUGUAUAUGUGCAAAUUAAAGA
Molecule: messenger RNA, 1525 nt
Organism: Argiope bruennichi
Lineage: Eukaryota; Metazoa; Arthropoda; Arachnida; Araneae; Araneidae
Product: DNA-directed RNA polymerase I subunit RPA49-like
Exons: 12
Coding region: 325-1464 (379 amino acids)
Biological process (GO): nucleolar large rRNA transcription by RNA polymerase I; transcription elongation by RNA polymerase I; RNA polymerase I preinitiation complex assembly
Cellular component (GO): RNA polymerase I complex
Molecular function (GO): DNA binding
Source: RefSeq, a predicted model, not a curated record